Molecule: messenger RNA, 1614 nt
Organism: Geosmithia morbida
Lineage: Eukaryota; Fungi; Ascomycota; Sordariomycetes; Hypocreales; Bionectriaceae
Product: FAD dependent oxidoreductase
Exons: 7
Coding region: 1-1614 (537 amino acids)
Molecular function (GO): sarcosine oxidase activity; flavin adenine dinucleotide binding
Source: RefSeq, a predicted model, not a curated record
AUGGGCAAAAAGGAUCCUGCUGAUAAGACACCAUUUUACUUGGAUGAAGCCGGGAUUUUCGGCCUUUCCCUGGCAACAGCGCUGAACAAAAGGGACUACAAGGUGACGGUGUUCGACCAAAACCGGUACGAUGAAUCCGGCUACGCGCCGUCAUUCGACAGCAAAGUACAGGCGGCGUCGGUAGACCACAACAAGAUCUUUCGCGCAUCGUACGGAAAGAAGAUUCAUUACCAACGCCUGGCCCUAGAGGGCCGUCGGGGGUGGGAGAGCAUCAACGACAGCCUUGGCGACGAUGACGACGGCCCUCUGUUCGUCAACAGCGGAAUGUUGCGCGUCCAACCCGACGACCAUCUCGGUGCCCUCGAGAGGGAGACGCUGGCCAGCAUGGAGCGCGACGGCGUCAGACACACCCAGUUCGUAAAGAGCAUCCCAGAGGACGUCGAGCGGGCGCGCCAUCUCGGCUGGAGCUCCAAACUGCUGGACGUCGCCAUACCUGACAAGUCGCCAUCCGGAAAGACAUUCGAGGCCGUCCUCGACAGCCUAGCUGGCUUUAUCCGGUGCAGCGACGCCUGCAACUACCUUCUGAAGCGGGCUUCUGCGGACGGCGUCACAUUCCACCUCGGCCCAGAGGAGGGGUGUUUCCAGAGUCUAGUCGAAGAAGACGGGGAUGGGUCGGGAGAUGGUAGGAAGGCAAUUGGACUGAGAACCAAGGAUGGAAUCUUUCACAGGGCCGAUGUAGUCGUCAUUGCUGGUUCGUUUGCCAAUCAACCCCCCCCCUUCUCUUCUCCCCCACCCCCCCCCCCCCCCCCCCCCCAACCUCGAUCCCCCAGGCGUGGUCUAACACGCAAACCAUUCACCUCAGCCGGAUCCUUCUCCACGCAGCUUUUGCCAGAACUGGCAUACCACCUGGAAUCCUCGGCCGGAAGCCUGGCCACUUUCAAGAUUGACAGGUCCGACGAGGCGCUCUGGCAAAAGUAUUCGCCCGAACAGUUUCCCGUAAUCACGUGGAAGAGUGCCCCUCGGAGGCAGGACGGCACAGAUACAGGCAGCGUCUAUGUCCUUCCAAGGACACCGGAUGGGCUUGUCAAGAUAGGAUAUCGGGGUAUCAAGGUUCCGCCUCUCUCUCCACCUUCAGACGCAUUUCUCUUCACCAACUUCCAACCGGCCCCCGACGGUGCCAGCUUCGCCCAGCACGGCAUGUGGUCAGUGCCUCUGUCUCCCGCUGAGUCUCGCAGGAUUCACGGCGAUUCCGUACAUGCCAUUCGACAGUUUGUGUCCAUCUUUCUGCCCGACUUCGCCAAGCAAGAAUUCCACAGUACCAAGAUGUGCUGGUAUACCGAUUCGUUGGACAAUUCCUUCUUGAUCGACUAUGUCCCUCGGUACUCGGACAAGAGCGUCUUCGUCUGCACCGGAGGCAGUGGACACGGUGCCAAAUUCCUACCCGUUCUAGGAGAGCACGCUGCUGACAUCCUCGAGCAUGGAAACGAGAGCUCCUCAUACAUGCGCCCUCACUGGCGGUGGCGCGACGAUAUCCCCAGAGGCAACGGACUAGAUGAGGGUCCCGAAGGCCCACGCAAUAUUGGCAAUGUCACUGACCCCAGUGCAAACCCAUGA